Molecule: messenger RNA, 177 nt
Organism: Physeter macrocephalus (sperm whale)
Lineage: Eukaryota; Metazoa; Chordata; Mammalia; Artiodactyla; Physeteridae
Product: transcription elongation factor 1 homolog
Exons: 1
Coding region: 1-177 (58 amino acids)
Biological process (GO): transcription elongation by RNA polymerase II
Cellular component (GO): transcription elongation factor complex
Molecular function (GO): RNA polymerase II complex binding
Source: RefSeq, a predicted model, not a curated record
AUGACAGGCUCCCUAGAUGCCCAGUUCACCUGCCCCUUCUGUAACCACGAGAAGUCUUGUGACAUGAAAAUGGACCAGGCCCGCAACACCGGAGUCAUCUCUUGUACCAUGUGCCUAGAAGAAUUCCAGAUGCCCAUCACUUAUCUGUCAGAACCAGUGGACGUGUACAGUGAAUAG